AUGAACCUAAAUGAUCGCCCGUUGCUCGGCUAUUUAGUGAAACGUACUGCCGAGCAGUUGAGUGAACUCUACGAAUCGCCUGGUGCAGUGUUUGCAGUUUUUUGUGCACUACCUGACAUUUCACAACAAUGCGUGCUGAAACUGCUCUGGAUCAGUGGUGAUCUUCAACUGAGUUUAUGGCGUUCAAUACUGAAGAAAGAGCAACUUUCAACAGUCGAAACUCAUAUUGGCUUGUUGCGAAAGUUGCGAAUUAUCGAUAGCACUGAACAGCUCAAAUUGAAUACAAAAUUCCGUAAUUCGUACAUUCACGCGAUUCGCGUUGGUAAAUAUGAGGCAUCGAGGUUGAAAGCAAUGGCUGAACUGGAUGAAAAGAGUCGAAAAUCGGCCAAUAAAGAUUUGGGUAAGAAAGCAAUCGAACGCUGGGAAUGCAUAUUGCAUUAUUUGGCGCUGCCAUCGCAGAAAAGUGAGCAAGGCGUGAGCGGUUCCACUAAACAACUCUUCAAAGCAGCGGGACUGACGAGUGGUGCUGAUGGCGAUAACGAUAUUGAAAUAACUUCGGCUGGUUUUCAAUUCUUAUUGUUCAGUCAAACACAACAAAUUUGGAUGUACAUACUGCAUUUUUUACGAAUGGAAGAAUCACAGGGCAAAAAUGUUAUGGCUGAAUUGGAUUUCUUGUUAAGAUUAACAUUAUGCGUUGAUCAUAACACGCAUACAAGCAAUAACGUUCGAUCACGAUCGCAUGAUAGCGGUGCUGAUCGAGAGAAUAAAUCAACAGCAAGAGCGUUCUUCAUUGAUGACACUUGGUCGGAGACUAUCACUGGCUUUUUGAUGCAUUUGCGAGAGUUGGGACUUAUUUUCAUUCGGAAACGGAAAGACGGGUAUUUUUUUAUCACGCCACUUUUUGCGCAUCUUACAAUGUCGUGUGCGUCCACAACUGAAGUGUCCGUGGCCGAAAAACGUUCUCAUAUGGGAUAUAUUAUUGUUGAAACGAAUUAUCGAGUUUAUGCGUACACAGAUUCGAGUUUGCAACUUGCGAUUCUAUCAACGUUCACUGAGAUGAUGUACAGGUUUAGCGAUAUGUCGGUGGGUUUGUUGACGAGAGAAUCUGUGCGAAGAGCGUUACAGGUGGGUAUAACAGCCUCGCAAAUAAUCGCAUUUCUGCGUGCUAACGCACAUCCAGAAACGGUCUCUGCAGCUGCCACAUCUUCAGGCACCAUCCAGUGUGUGCCAGUGACAGUGGCAGAUCAGAUUCGCUUGUGGGAGGAUGAACGACAUCGAUUGGUCUUCUCCGAUUCUGCUCUCUACUCGACAUUCGAAAGCGAGCGAGAGUAUGUCGGUGUGAAAGAAUAUGCAAGAUCGCAAGAUAUAUUGUUGUGGUUCGACGAUGUGCAACGUUUAGUGGUGGUAACAGAGGAUGGACACGAUAAGGUGAAGGCUUGGUGGAAGGCGAAUAAAGCGAACGUUUGA
Messenger RNA from Anisakis simplex (herring worm), 1467 nucleotides. The record is from the annotation of a GenBank genome assembly. Lineage: Eukaryota; Metazoa; Nematoda; Chromadorea; Rhabditida; Anisakidae.